Molecule: messenger RNA, 1860 nt
Organism: Fonsecaea multimorphosa CBS 102226
Lineage: Eukaryota; Fungi; Ascomycota; Eurotiomycetes; Chaetothyriales; Herpotrichiellaceae
Exons: 1
Coding region: 1-1860 (619 amino acids)
Biological process (GO): transmembrane transport
Cellular component (GO): membrane
Molecular function (GO): transmembrane transporter activity
Source: RefSeq, a predicted model, not a curated record
AUGUCCUCGUCGAUGCCCAGACCCAACGAGCGCCCCUCGAGCUCAAGAAAUACCCCAGCCUCUACCAUUCCCACCCCAGACUUCGUCAGCGACGACACGCCCAUUGCGCAGACCCGCACGUCUCGCGAAAUCGAGUCAGAGGGCGUCGAGCUGCGGAAACUGCACCACGCUCCUCCAGAGGCGGAAAACACAGCGGGGAUAGAAGAUGAAUUCUCAGAAAGCGACAGCGAUGCCAGGGAGGACGAGGGCAACGAAGGAUAUGUCAAGCGACGCCUUCGUAGGACCGCAACACACUCAAAAGACUACACGGACGAAGAAGAAGCCGCAGUGGUGCGCAAACUGGACCGCAGGCUGGUCGUCUUCUUGGGUUUUCUCUACCUGUUGAGCUUCCUCGACCGCUCCAACAUUGGCAACGCUCGAAUCGCGGGGCUGGAAACGGACCUCGCCCUCUCGUCGGCGCAGUACGAUUGGCUCCUCACGGCUUUCUACAUUACCUACAUUGGCUUUGAGUGGAUGAUCCUGCUGUACCGCAUCCUUCCCGCCCAUAUUUACAUACCUCUGUGUGUGCUCUCGUGGGGCCUCGUUGCCAGUCUACAAAGCCUAGCCACCUCCUUCGGCCAGCUGCUCAUCCUCCGUGCCAUCUUGGGUAUCACCGAAGCCGCUUUUGGGCCCGGCGUGCCUUUCUACAUGACGUACUUCUACAAGCGCUCCGAGCUGGCCUAUAGAGUUGGACUGCAGAUCUCGGCCGCACCACUGGCGACGAGCUUCGCGGGGUCACUAGCAUGGGUGAUUGUCAAGCUGAGCCAGAAUGGGCCCAUCGCUCCCUGGAGGGCACUGUUUCUGGUCGAAGGGUUCCCGUCCAUCAUCACGGCCGUCGUCGCCUGGUAUUGGAUCCCGGAUUCGCCGUCCAAGGCGCGGUAUUUGACGGCCCGGGAGAGGAAAGUUGCCGUCAUGAGACUUGGAGCCGAAGAAAGCAGCCAUGGUUCUUCUCAUUCGCGUGAGCCUUCGCACGCCUCCUCCAGUGCAGCGUCCUCGCUGGCCCAACGGCUCAACGUCAAAGAAAUCCUCGCCACGAUCCUCGAUCCGAAAUCGUACCUGACCGCCCUCAUGUUCCUCAGCGUAAACGUCUCGUUCAGCUCACUCCCGGUCUUCCUCCCCACCAUUAUAAACAGCAUGUCCUUCUCCCCUCUAGCCUCCCAGGCCCUGGCAGCUCCACCGUACCUUUUCGCCUUCUUCUUCGUGCUCAUGGUGGGCCGGUACAGCGACAAAGUGCCCGACUCGAGAUCCCUGUUCCUCAUGGGUGUUGCUCUACUCAGCGCCGUAUCAUACGCCGGGAUGGCCAUUGCGGGAUACUUGCACGAGUCCCUGGGCGAGGCUGGGAGUAUCACGAUCCGCUACGUCGGCGUCUACGGGGCCGCGAUGGGUCUAUUUUCAUCCGUCACGCUCAUCAUCACGUGGACGCUGAACAACCAAGCCACCGCGACGGGCAAGGGCACGGGUCUGACCAUUCUGAACAUCAUAGGCCAGUGCGGUCCGCUGAUCGGCGUUCAUCUGUUCCCGCGUACCCAGGGCCCCUUGUACGUCCAAGGCAUGGCCGUGUGUGCCGGGUUCAUGGCUGUGGGAGUUGCCGGCUUGGCCGGUGUGUUGAGACUGGUCCUGCAGCGCGAGAACAGGCGGAAUGGUUUUGGAGAAAAGCAGCAGCCUGGACUGGGCGGCGAGUAUGAAAUGGUGAGCAAAGAGGACGAAGAUGGCGAGGCAGGGCCUCUAGGUCAGCGAGACGGGGAUGAUGCUCAAGAGACUUUGAUCGGCGGAGCCAUCAAGAUUAGAGGUGAGAGUUCGGGAUUUCGGUAUAUGCUCUGA